Messenger RNA from Emiliania huxleyi CCMP1516, 1028 nucleotides. RefSeq lists its product as hypothetical. NCBI's taxonomy places the organism in Eukaryota, Haptophyta, Isochrysidales, Noelaerhabdaceae. The transcript is spliced from 4 exons. The annotation marks the transcript as partial. The record is from RefSeq and is a predicted model, not a curated record.
AUGGAGGCGCGAGACCUCGACGAGGCCGCGUCCAUCGCCUUUUCUGCCUUCAAUGCGUUCAACGAGAGCGUCGGCCUGGCUCCAGAGUUCCCACCUCGCGAGGUUGUCGACGUCCCCAAGUACCUCUAUUCGAGCGGGCUGGAGCGCCCAGGCUUUGACGUUUUCGUUGCCGUCGACGAGGAGGGCACGGUGGUAGGUGCCAACAUGCUCGAGUACCAGGACGGCAUCGGCGGCAUCGGCGGCAUCGGCCCGAUCGCGUCCAAGCGUCCCGGCGCUGGCAAACUGCUGAUGCAGGCAGUGAUGAAGGCGGCCGCUGAGCACCCGGCGUGCCCUCGGCGCACGUGUAUCGAGUACGUCGGCUCGGGCUGCUGCACCGCCGAGGCCCCGGCGGGCUUUGUCGUCAAGCCGCUCGCCGCGUCGGACGUCGAGGAGUGCUCGGCUCUGCACGAGCAGGUGUGCGCGUCCCGGCGGAUGGGAGACAUCGGUUCCGCGGUGGGGGGCCCGCAUCCGAACGCCGUCGCGCGGGACGAGGCCGGCAAGGUCGUGGGGUAUACGACGGGCUCGUACCUCUCUGGGCACACUGUGGCGCUGAGCGAGGAGGCGCUGCAGGCGCUCGUUGUCGCUCAGUCGGCCGCCAUCGCAGCGGCGCAAGCGGCUGGAGCGCCGAUCCCGCCGCCGACGCUCUUUGUGCCGCAUCAGCACUCGGCCUUUGCUCGCUGGCUCGCCAGGAACGGCUUCUUGCUGACGAGGCAGAUCGCCUCCAUGUCCUAUGUGGGCCGCUCGCCGAGCCUGCCGGCUUCUACCUGCCGAGCAUUCAGUACUGACACAACGACUCGCGCGCCUCCCUGCUCUGCUCGCAGAGCGCAAACCGCACAUGUCCCGUGUUGGCGAUGGCAUCUGCUUAGCGUCUAUAUCGGCGUCGCGUUCCACGGUCGAUUUACGAUUGGUGUGAGGAGAGUGUGUGUUGUGUAUACUUCACUCUUUUACUCUGCCGUUCAUUAUUCAUUACAGCUGUGUACAGUGUCACC